Hypoxylon trugodes is the source of this 2287-nucleotide messenger RNA. Its product is annotated as ribonuclease H-like protein. Gene Ontology annotation, cellular component: nucleus; cytoplasm. Gene Ontology annotation, molecular function: nucleic acid binding; 3'-5' exonuclease activity. The transcript is spliced from 3 exons. NCBI's taxonomy places the organism in Eukaryota, Fungi, Ascomycota, Sordariomycetes, Xylariales, Hypoxylaceae. The coding region runs from base 149 to 1819 and encodes 556 amino acids. The record is from RefSeq and is a predicted model, not a curated record. Gene Ontology annotation, biological process: nucleobase-containing compound metabolic process.
CCAAUCUUCACUAAACCUUGGCAACUUACAACAAUUCCCACAUUCACUUUUGUCAUAGCGACGCGUCUGCCUAACGAGCACCCGCGAUCCGCACUAGCUUCAUAGUCAUCAUGGAGCAGUGCUCUGAUUGCAUAUCUAUUCACUACCAAUGAUGUUCUUUGGGAGCUCGGAGAUCGCUGGCAAUGUCCUGAGGUCUUCUAAGGCGUUGCGUGCAUCACUAGCCUUGCGCCAUUGGGUAGUACGAAGCUUUAGGAUGACAACUACGCCGACGAAACACCAAUUAUGGCACCCAAAACGGGGUAUAUCGUUCUCGCCUGCCACGCGAUCUCCGAAUUUUCAUCCUCAAGAUCGCCAGGCUUGGAAUGAGAAUGCGAUUGCGACGAAUCAAGCGCGGGGGUUCACGUCUGAAUCCGAUACACUGGACUCCGCCUCGUUAUAUCCAAAACUCGAAGAGCUAUCGCUAUCGACUUCGGAGAACGGCACGCCGAAAACGAAUGGAGCUACGUUUGAAGCCGGAGCCGCGGAUAAGAGCGCAGCUUCUCCUCCUGCGGAAAAGCAAGAUGCGUCCUCAGAGACGAACAACCUUGCCGAACCGCCCGUCUCUGUACUACCAUUCAAAAUGGUAGACUCCCUAUUCUAUGCUGCUAAGAAGGCUCCCGUUGGAUCUAAAGAGUCGUUUUGGUCUUACAACCAAUACCGAGGAACCGUGGAAGAUGGCACCGAGCAGAAAGUAAAAGUGCAUUACUGUCGAAGCAAGCAUACAAUGGAACAAGUCUGCCAAAAAUACUUCAUGAAUGAGAAAGUACUGGGCUUCGAUCUAGAAUGGGUCGAAAAUUCGAUGAAGCACCACAGUGCAAAGAGGAAUGUCUCAUUGAUUCAAUUAGCGAGUCCAAGUCGGAUUGGGCUUUUUCACGUCGCCCUUUUCAAUGGUACAGGCAGCCUUAUCGGUCCUUCAUUCAAGGCUAUCAUGGAAGAUUCCAGUAUUACCAAAGUUGGCGUUGCUAUUAAAGGCGACGCAACUAGGUUGCGGAAUUUCUUAGGGGUUGAUUCGAAAGGGUUACUGGAGCUCAGCCAUCUAUACAGGCUGGUUAAAUAUCUUCCCAGGGGAGAGUACAAAGAGAUCAACAGGAAAGUCGUUACCCUCGCAACCCAAGUAGGAGAAUUUUUGCAUCUACCCCUUUUCAAGGGGUUGGAUGUCCGAGCAAGUGAUUGGACGAAAGCUCUGAACAUGGAGCAAGUUAUAUAUUCGGCAUCGGACGCCUACGCUGGAUUACAACUCUAUGCAAUUCUCGAGUAUCAUAGAAAACAGCUCGAUCCAUGUCCGCCCACUCCUUACCACGCGGAACUCAAUCGGCCUAUCCGUAUAGCGGGUGGAGAAGAGCUGGCUACGAGCGAUGACCCCACUGUCGAUGCGAUCGAGGAAACGGAGCUAGAAGCUUCUGCGAAUUCUAAGCCGAAAAGCGUCUCACCUAAACGUCCUUCAGGUCCUAAAGAUUCCCGGGUCGAAAUUGCUGAGGAUCGUGUAGCCUGCUAUAAACUUGCGCAUCCAGACGCACGCGCGAACGUUCCCCAGCUUCGCGCAUAUUAUUUGUGGCAUGAUCAGGGUCUUGAUCCGCAGACUAUUGCGCAAGUACUACGAGACCCACCGCUUAAGAUGAGCACGGUUACCAGCUACAUCCUGGGAGCAGUUCAGCAUGAGAAAUUGCCAAUAGAUGUGGAGAGGAUGCGUCAAGAGGUCGCGUGUAUGGUUGAAAAGGAAAACUUACUUCGCUCGCGGUGGCCUUCCGUAGCUGAUGCGAUUGCGGUUCAGGAUGAGUGAUAUUUAUGAAAUUCGUUGAUAACAUUGCAUUUAUAUACCCCGUUGCGAUGUACAUGAGGUCGGUAUCUAUUUAUCACGGCGUUUUGGGGAGAAAUAUCAAGAAUCUAGCCUUUAAUGCCUUGGUUGAAGGUCGAGACAGACGGACGUCUGACUAAUUAAUGGUACCAUGGAUACAUUGCGGUCCGUCGAAUCUUUAAACCGCUCGUCCACUUACACCUUUUAACGUCGACCGCCUAAGUCUUGGUCUUCCGGAAGGAGCUAGCAGAUGUGGAAAGGGGUUUGGACAUCGAAUUGUUUAACUGGAUAUCUUGCUGGAUGCUAAUAUCUAGGUGGUAUGUGUUGAGCUCAUCGUACAUAGAAUAGAGCCGUCGCUGUAUACUACCGCACAACUACUCAGAAAACAUAUGUAGUGUCCUACAUGAGAUCAUUAUCUCCAAGUGAAAUAUGAUUGUAUCUGCUUUGAAGAAA